Molecule: messenger RNA, 4267 nt
Organism: Maylandia zebra (zebra mbuna)
Lineage: Eukaryota; Metazoa; Chordata; Actinopteri; Cichliformes; Cichlidae
Product: KIAA0586 ortholog
Biological process (GO): smoothened signaling pathway
Cellular component (GO): centriole; ciliary basal body
Source: RefSeq, a predicted model, not a curated record
CGAAGUUAGCUUCCAUGCUAACAGUGCAGCUUUAAAUAAGCUUUAUUAACACUGUAGGUAAACAGCGUCAUGUCUUCUCCGGCUGCACUCAGUCCGGAUCAGUCCUCCUGCAGCUCAGACACCGGGGACGUUUUAAUCCGCUCCACACGAGUCCUCCACCCGGACCGGACCGGUCCCGGAGGCGGACCGGGACCCGGAUCCGUCCAGAUAACCGUCCGAAAACUGCGGGACUUUCGUCCUCCUACUCUGACCGAACUGAGACAGAAUAAGCAGCGGCGGCGGAGUCCCAGACAGAACCCGGAUAUCGCUGCUUCACAUCGGUCAGCAGCGUACUUAAAGCCCCGUAAGAUCUCCGGAGGAGGAGACGGAAAACUCGCUGAGGCGAUGGACACAGGUGACGACGUCCUUACGUCACGGUUUGCAUCUGGGGGUCGAGGAGUCGUGCUGGCGGCUUUGAAGCAGCGCUCUCACAGCGCCCCCCGCAGGAGGGAGGUCAAAGUUCACUUCUUGGACCCGAUGCCGCUCCACUCUGCGGGAAACCCCCCGGACUCCCCUGCUCUGAGCUCCCGGGAUGCAGCGAAGGAUGCUGGGGUCCAGAUGGAGACGCCGCUGUCCUCUGGUGACCUGGGAGAUGCCAGUAGCACUGCCGCCGCCGCUGCCACUGCAGCUUUGGCAGCUGCUGCUCCUCUCUUCAAGGCUCAGUCUGAUAUGGAGGCUCGAGUGGCUCAGCUGGCUGACGGCAUCCAGAAGCUGCUGCAAGCUGACAGGGAGGGUGGGGACAGAGGGCGGAGCAUGAGCCAGCAGACACUGCAGCACCUGGAGAUGCUGCAGUGCCAGCAGGUGCAGCUGCAGAGCCAGCUGCUGGAAUCAGCCCUCAGGAUAGCGAGCGGCCAUGCUUCAGACCCGCCGACGCACCUGCAGGUCACACACCUGGAUGCUGCAGCAGCAAACAGCCUCGGCGCCCAGCCACCGAGCUCCUUGCCAAAUGUAGCUGUCCCUCCUGCCCCAGUUACCAUGGAAACGCAUCGCCUUGACCAAUGGGCAGAUCAAACCAGACAUGCUCACAUGCCUGAAAGGUCUCAGCUCCGGUCUUUAGCCAAUCACAGCUGGGAGGCAGCGAGGAGAGCCAAUGACGUACUGCAGGAGAUGAAGCGUCUGAAGACUGAGAUGAAGAUGCUGCUGACGCAGCCAGAAGACCCUCUGAAAACCAGCAGACCUUCACCGAAGCACCAGCAAUCCCAACAAACCCAGUCCCAGUCCCAGCAAACCCAGUCCCAACAAACCACCUCAAAGGAAAAUCGCCCGAGGUCCCGAUCUUCCCACCUCCAACAAAACUUAUCCCAUGAAAACAGUUUACAGUCCCAGCAAAACCAGUCCAGACUACCCCAGCCCAAUAAAACCACUGAUGAAGAACAUAACCUCUGGUCCCAGCAGUCCCAGUCUGUGCUGGUCCAGAGGAGGUCCGCGGUCCCGUCCCUGCUGGAGGAGGCGGGUCAGGUUCUCCAUCAGGUUCGAAAGCAGAAGAAAGUUCUGGAGGAGAACCUGGAGGCUCUGCUCAGAGCCCGGACCGGAGAGGUUCUGCACUGCCAGCUGGAGGCGCUAGCUGCUAACAGAGACCACAGCGAGGAGGUCCGCAUCAAGAAGACAGUGGACGCCUGGAUCAGCAGGUUAAGCAGAGACAUCCAGAGAAAGAGCAGAAGAAGUAAAACGGGGACUGACCCUUUUCUGCCUUGCCAUCAGGCUGAGAUGUCCUCAGGGAACAUCAGAAACCAUCACUCAGCUGUGGACGCUGAUAGCUCCGCCCACUCAGGGAAGGAGAGGCCAGUGGGCGCGCUCAGAGGAACAGGAAGUAUGAGGACAGCGAGGAGAGGAAGCAGAGGGCAGAGAGCCGGAAUCAGAGCGGGGGUGGAGCCUAACCGAGGCACAGGUGGAGCAGCUGAGCGUCAUCAGUUGGAAGUGGACGGAGAAUCGUACCUGACCCGGCUGUAUGGCCGGGCGCCGUAUGAAGGUCUGAGACGGACCCUGAAGAAGAGUCCGUACCUUCGCCUCAGCUCACCUGCCUCACCACUCGGAAGGAAGCCCCGCCCCCGACUAGUGGAGAGUGUCCGAGGUGUGAAGCUGAAGUCCUCCAAGACUCAGACCAGCCUGGCCCCACCCCUCACUCAGCCCCAACCAAUCAUUUCAGCCCCUCCCUUUGCUUCCUCCUCACCUGGACGAUCUCACAUUUUCAGCUCAUCACACCUGACCUCAGGUCACUUUGAUGACCUCAGCAUGACCCCUGCAAACAGCUGCCCUGUCGCCAUAGCGAUCCCACUGGGUCCACCCCGGAUGGACUCCAGGUGUGAGCAUCCUCAGGAAGUGACAUCAGCGCUCGCUGCCCCUCCAACAGCCUCUGUGGGCGAUGAAGCACCUGACCAGCAGCUCCUGGAGGCAGAACAAGCUCCUCCCCGUGCUCCAUCACACACGAUUGACAUCAUCGAAGGGAACGAGGAAGAAGUGGAAGAGGACGACUUCUUCCCUGGAACUGACUUCCUGUCUGUUGUUGAUGUUGUGCAGCAGGAGGUCAGCGUGUCGGGUGAGGAGGCCGUGGAGCUGGACGGGGGUCCGUCUCCCCCUCCGGUCCUCUACCAGGGUCCCAUCUUCCCUCCCCAGGCUCCCUCUGCCCUCCCAGCCCAGGAUCAGGUCCCCGUCCUGGGCACGGUCCUGCAGCGGGACGUCCUGGAGACCCGGCUGGUGGAAUGGGUGGAGCAGCAGCUGAUGUCCAGGAUGAUCUCAGAGCUGUACUGGCCCCCGCCUUCUGACCACGCCCACAAUAGCGACGUGGACCAGUCAGAUCCAGAGGAGCGCAGCGUCACCUCAGACAUUGUGGAGGCAGCAGGAGACGCAGGCCUGCAGCUGUUCGUGGACGCCAGCGUGCCCGUGGACUCUGAGUUAAUCCGGCAGCUGGUGAACGAGGUUCUGGCUGAGACUAUCGCCCUGAUGCUGGGCCAGAGAGACCCGCUGGGCGCAGGACCAGACCCGGCGCUGGAAUCAGCAGGACCAGCAGACCCUCAGGAGAACGAACCGCUCCCAUUGGUCCCCACACCGGAACCAACCCCACCGCCCAGCCCGGCCCCGCCCAGCAGAGAGACUACGGCAGUAACCACACCCCUUCCAUCAGAACCGACAAGCCCGCUGAAUAAGGAGCCUCCUCAACCAAUCGCACCACCAGGUCUUUUGGUGACCUCAGAGCUCGUAGCCACACCCACUCUCAGCCCAGAGCCCACCCCCUCUGCAGAAAGCCCAGCUACUGUACACCAAGCCCCGCCUCCCUUCACUUGGGAAGAAACUGAGCUUCCAUUGGAUGAGGAGAGACUGGUGGAAGACAUAACCACACACAAACCACCUCUGUUGAUGUCAGUAGCGGAGGAGGAACCUCCUCUCUCUUCUCCUCACCCUCCUCCUCCUCCCUCCCUCCCCCCUGCUCGCUCCCCUUCUCCUCCUCCUGAGGCAGGACCGGCGUCCCCCUCCACCUCCUCCGAGGAGUCCAGCAGCUCCAGCACGGUGACGGCCGGCACUGAAGCAGCUCUGAAACACAUCUCAGAGGGAGAGCUGCUCAUCAGUGCCAACCAGCCGGCAGCCAUGACAGGGGGCGGGGCUGUGUGUAGCUUCAACAGCUCUCUGCAGGAGCUGCAGGAUAUGGACUUUGACCCCCCCAGUGAAGGACAGGUGAAAGGUCGCGACCUCCUGCGGGCCCUGCUGACCAAAAUGGAGCAGGGAGUCACACAGAGAGGAGAGAGGCCUCAGCCCGAGGGCUCCUGGGAGGGGGCGGACGGGAAAGUAAGCUUCACCCACAGCGGUCAGUCCGGCUCACCUGGACAGAUCAGUCAGGCUGCAGAUGUGUCAGAGGUCAGCUUUGAAGCCACCAAUCAGGGCUCGUUUACUUUGGGCGACCUGACGGGGGAGCUAAUAGGUACACUGACCUCUGACCUCCACACAGAGCUGUCGCUGUCUCCUCCUCCACACCUGGAGAACACACACACUCCAGGACAGGUGCUGCUGGUCAGGACGUCCAACAGUCACACAGCUCGACAGCAGGAGGAGGAGGGAGGAAGCAGGAAGAUGGGCGUCCACCUGCCCGCCGUAAGACCUCCGGAGGAGGAGGAGGUGAUGGAGGCGUCGGUCAGUGCGGUGGCAGACUCGGAUUCCUCCACCAGCGAUGGUUUUUAAAAAGAAUAUUUUUAUAUUUCAACUCAUUUCAAAUAAAUAAAGUCUGAUGGAAACCAAA